AUGAAAGAAAUGGGAUUGGAAAUAAAUAUAUUCAAGUAAUUUAAAUAUAUAAUGAAAGAGUUGAAGAAAAAAAUUUCAAUCGAAAUUUUUACUCUCUAAACUUUUGCCUCUCUUUGAAGUAAAUAAUUUUUGUUGUUUUAUUCAAAUUAUGUAAAAGGGAGAGCUUCAAGCCAGUAUUGUUUAUAUUAACUUAAAAAAACAUUUAAAUUUUUAUUGAAAUAGAAUUUAUUAAUUAGAAAAAACUUAUUAAUCCCAUGUAUAUUAUAGAAAAGCAAGCAUAGAAAGAUAAUUAUAGAAUUUCAAUGCUUUAAAACCCAAAAAACUCAUCAUUGGGAUUAAGAAUGAUAUUUUUAGCUUACUUAAAGCUAUUGCUUCUCUAAUUUUUAUCGAUAAGAGGUAUGGGGAUUUCAGAAAUUUGUGUUUGUGGGCAUGUUUAAAGUGAAAAUGAUUGUAAAAACUCAGGUUUUUGUAUAUGGCAGAAUGAUGCUUGUAUUUUAAAAUUUGGUUAAACAUACAAUAAGAUAGGCUAGGAUUCGAAUUCAUGCAAGAAUUAUGCAAAAGAAGACUGUAGAGAAUAAAAGUAAUGUGGAUUUUAUUUGGGUUAAUGCAACACAUUUUAGGAUUGCAGCGUAUUCAACAAGGAUCAUUGUGAAGAAUCAUCUUACAGAUGUGUAUCUGAUUCCAAAAAGUGUAUUGAAAGAUAGGAAUGUAAUAAUUACAAAACGUUAUAUGAAUGUGCAAAUAAAAAUUAGAAUGGAAAAUACUGUUUUUGGGUUUAGGAAGUAGAAAGAAAGUGUCGAGAUGCUAUUAUCUGUGAAGAAUUACCUAUUUAUUUAACAAGCCAUAUCAUGUGUAAGGAAGCUCUUUAGGGUUGUACUGUAAAUGAAAAAGGGUAUGGAUGUAUUAAAUAGAUGGACUCAUGCACUUAAUACUAUAAUGAUUUUUAAUGCAUAGAAAGUAAAUCAGAAAGUGAAAAUUGCUUCUGGGAUUUAAAAAAUAGUAAAUGUGUUUCAAAGGUAUGUGAAAAUUUACCAUUUUCUUAAGAUUACGAAUGUAAGUCAUAUUUGAGUUAAUGUACAUCAAAUGGAAUCCACUGCAUCAAAAGAAGGUAAUGUAUUGAUGCUUAGAAUAAAUUUGGAUGUGUUACAGAUGCUGAGGGAAAUAAAUGUGAAUUUCAUAAAAAUUAAUGUAAAAUAAAGACUUGCGACACUGCUCUAGAUUAUUAUACAAAUUAUCAGUAAUGUUAGGGUUAUGACAACUUUUUGGAUUGUGUUACAGCUGAAAAUGGAGGUUGUAAAUAAAGACCUUAAAAAUGUGAUGGUUAUGGAGCUGAAGUUGAUUGCUAUUCCAUAGAAGAAUAGGAUUGUAUCUGGUACAAUAAUAAAUGUGAAAAAAGACAAUGCUAACAUGCUCCAGUCUUUUAUAAUCUAGAUGAUUGUAUGCAAUAUGGAAAUUGUAUAGGAAAAAUUGGUGGUGGAUGUCAAGAGACACCAUAAAUUUGUGAUUAGAUUUUUGAAGAAUAGUUUUGCAAAUUUAACUAUAAUAAAGAUAAAUGUAUAUGGCUCGACAACGAAUGCACAUUAUUAGAAUGUAAUAAAUUGAAAUUGCCAACUUUUUUUAAUCAUCAAAUAUGCUAAAAGGCAAGUUCAUAUUGCACCUUUAAUCUUGAGUAAUUUGGUUGCGUGGAUUAUGUAUGUGAAAAUAUUGUUGAAACUGAGUUAUGCUCAAUCGAUUCAAAUGGAACAGUUUGCACCUUGAAUUAAGGAUGUAUUGAUAAAAAAUGUUAGACUGCUCCUCCAACUUAUGUGAGUAAUGAAUAAUGUGAAGAAUGGUUACCAUAUUGCACAGUUAAUGUAUAAGUUUUAUAACAAGAAAAAAUAUUGAUUGGGUGUGUGAAUAAAUAUAAUGAUUGUCUAUCUGCUCUUGAAGAACAAUGUUAGUCUACGUUUUCAGGUAUUAAUUGUAAAUGGGACAGCGUUGGCUAAAAAUGCCUUUAUAAAGUUUGUACUGAUGCAGAUCCUAAUUAAUAUUUAAAUAAUGAGGAUUGCAAAUAAUUUAAGGUGAUAUCGGGUACUUGUAUAAUAGGAUCUUCUAACUUUGGAUGCUAAUAAUGGCCAAAUAAUUGUUAUCAAUUGAUAAGUUAACUUUAAUGUUAAUUAAAUCUAUAAGAUGGAACAAAGUGUUUUUGGACUGGUAGUUCAUGUAAAAUAUUAGAAUGUACAGAUGCUUCUAUAAUUAAUUACACUAAUAAUAUUGAAUGCAACUCCUGGCUAGAUUAUUGUAUUUAUAAUUCAAUCUCAGGAGGUUGCAUGAAUAGACCUGCUUCUAAUGAUUGCACAUUAUCUCCAAAUGAUAAUAUGUAUGAUACUCAUUAAGAAUGUAUAGCAUGGGAUCCUAAAUGCACUGUCGUUUCCACUUUUAAUGCAGAAGGGUGUGAAUAAAAGAAGACAAACUGCUUUGAAUUCAUUAGGCAAAGAAAUUGUAAAACAACUUUAAGUGGCUAAAAUUGCUAUUGGGAUGAUAAAGAACAAAAAUGUAAAGAUGAAUAUGAUGAUAAUGAUUGCAAUAAGAGAAUUUAUGGAGAUUUAUCACACCAAGAUUGUGAAAAAUUCCUAUCUAAAUGUACAGUUAGAAAAAUUUAAACGUCCUGCAAAUCUUUAUCAAAGUAUUGCGACUAUUUAUUAGAAUAACAAUGUGUAAUCACAAUAUUUUAAUAGCCUUGCAAAUGGGAUUUAAAAAAUUAACGAUGUAAAGAUGUAGAGUGUUAUGAAAAUAUCACAGCUGAAACUGAGGCUGAAUGCUUAAAUUUCAGAAAAUAAAACUAGUGUUAAUUAAAGAUUUAAACUGAUUAGACUUAUGGACCUGGUUGUGAAUCAAGACCAUUCUAUUGUGAAUAGAUUACAAACCAUAUAAAAUGUAAAUUAACUCUAACAUUAUAAAAUUAAAGAUGCUAUUAUUUCGAUUUUAAGUGUUAAGUUGUACAAUCUAAUUAAUGCGAAGUUAUUUAAGAUAGUAAAAGUAAUGAGGUUUGUCAAUUAUACAAUCCCUAAUGUAUUCUUUAACCAAGUGGAUAAGGAUGUUACUCAAUAUUCGGAUGUUCAGAUUUAUCAAAUAAUGUUUGUAACAAUGCCAUUAUGAAAUUCAAUAAUAAGUGCAAAUAUUCUGAUACUUGUCGCCUAGAUGAUUAUUGUUAUAAUAAAUACGCAUCAUUGAGUACUUGUUAAGACAAAAAAACACAAUUAGGAUAAUUAUGUUACUAUCGCACUUAUUGUUAUUAUGGUUGUUCUCGAUAUUGUGAAUAAAAAACAGGAAAAAAGUACUUACAAUUUGAACUAUCUACAUCAUUUUCAGAUAAAAGUAAAUUAUGCUAAGAAUAUUCAUCAAAUUACAAAUAUGAUACAAAUUGCAAUUGUUGUGUAAUUAUGACUUCUUGUACCCAACAACAGGGUGGUUAAUAGUUAUGUAAUUCUUCAACUUCUAAUAACAAAUGUGGAUAUAAUUUUUAGACUAAUACAUGUGAGACCAGGAAAUGCGAACAUUUAACUUAUGUAAAUUAUGCUGUCAUUUCAGAUUAAAUUUGUUAUGAUUGGAAAUAUAAUUGUGUUCUUGAUGCUACUGGUUGUACUAAUUAUACUGGAGAUUGCACAUCAAUUAAACUAAUUUAUCAAUGUUACUAAUAAUAAUGCUUUUGGUAAGAUGGUAAAUGUGUUAAUCAUGUUGAUUGUCAAGUUAACACAACAGCUGUUUUAAAUCGUGAAUGUCUAUUAGUAAAUGCUGAAAACUGCAGAUUGAAUUACACUUAAGGUUUCGGAUGCUCUUUUUUUGAUUGUAGCAUGAUCAAAAAUUUAAUGAUUUGUAAUUCAACAAAGCUUGUUGAUGGAUAAAGUUGUAAUUGGAUUAAUGGUUUGUGUAAAAGCAAAAUUUGUUCCAAUUUUACAAUAUAAUCCGACUGCGAAAGUAGCUAUGAAUAAUAUUCAAUAGUAACCACUAAAUGUUUUUGGUGUAUAUAUAAUACUACCAAAUGCUCAAAUUAAUAAUACUGUAGUUUAAGUAGUAUGAUUUUACCAAAAUCUCAUUAAGAUUGCAACAGUUAAAAUUUCUAACAUACAAUUGAUAUUUCAAUGUCCUCAAAAUGCACAAUAAAAAAAUAACUUUGUUCAGAAUACAUUUACGAAGAUGCCUGUGUUAGCACAAUAGAUGGUGUAGAAUGUUAGUGGAAUUCUAAUAUUUGUAUAAAUAUCUGUUAAGCAGCAAUUUUUAAUCCUUUUUCUACAAACUUACAGUGCUUUAAUUGGCAUUCUGAUUGUAUGUCAAGCACAGGCUCCUAAUGCGAACUCUUAGAUUGUUCAAAUUUAGCUAUAAUCGAAGAUUGUACUAUUUAUACUAAAAAGUGUUUUUGGGAUGGUUCGAUCUGUCAAACUAUUGGUGCUUGUAACAAUUAUUUUACUAAUGAGUUAUGUUUAAAUACUAAAAGUUCUAAAGGAAUUCCAUGUUUUUGGAAUAAUACAUAAUGUAUUGAAAAAACUUGCUAGAAUAAACCUACUCCAUCUUCAUCUAACUUGGAUUGUGAUAGUUGGCUAAAAAACUGCUAAUUUAAUAUAAAUACUAAUUAAUGCGUAGAAGAUUGUACAUCAGCUGAUAUUUCAUAUAUCACACAUAAUUAAUGUGAUUCAUACUAUGACAACAAAAGUUGUACUGUCAAGCUUGAUAUAAUUUAAUGUGUGUACCUUCCUGUUUCAUGUAAUUUAGCUAAGAAGACAUAAUGUUAUAUUGAUAGAGUGGGAAAUUAAUGUUACUUUGAUUUAACAUCAAAUAAAUGCAUUAUUUUGACUUGUACAAAUUUAUCAGCAUCUUUUAUCACUCAUAAAAGUUGUAAUGAAAAAAAAUAAGAUUGCACAGUAAAUACCACUUUGAAUGGAUGUUAAUAAUUGAAUGAUUGCAGCAGUUAUUUAAUUCAAGAAUAAUGCUAAAUCGAUUCAAAUAAAACUGAAUGCGAAUGGAUUUUAAGUCAAAAUAAAUGUAUUGAUAAUUAUCAUUAAAUCACCGUACUAUUAAGGAAUGUUCAACAGCCUAAUUGAUCACAUUUUCAGCAUUUAGUUGUCAUCAGUAUUUUGGUGAUACAUGUACUGUCAAUUCAAAUUUAGAUGGAUGCAAUAUUGGUUAAUUGUCAUGUAAGGACUACACGUAUCAAUAAUGCAUCAGUUCUGGGUNUUUACCAAAAUCUCAUUAAGAUUGCAACAGUUAAAAUUUCUAACAUACAAUUGAUAUUUCAAUGUCCUCAAAAUGCACAAUAAAAAAAUAACUUUGUUCAGAAUACAUUUACGAAGAUGCCUGUGUUAGCACAAUAGAUGGUGUAGAAUGUUAGUGGAAUUCUAAUAUUUGUAUAAAUAUCUGUUAAGCAGCAAUUUUUAAUCCUUUUUCUACAAACUUACAGUGCUUUAAUUGGCAUUCUGAUUGUAUGUCAAGCACAGGCUCCUAAUGCGAACUCUUAGAUUGUUCAAAUUUAGCUAUAAUCGAAGAUUGUACUAUUUAUACUAAAAAGUGUUUUUGGGAUGGUUCGAUCUGUCAAACUAUUGGUGCUUGUAACAAUUAUUUUACUAAUGAGUUAUGUUUAAAUACUAAAAGUUCUAAAGGAAUUCCAUGUUUUUGGAAUAAUACAUAAUGUAUUGAAAAAACUUGCUAGAAUAAACCUACUCCAUCUUCAUCUAACUUGGAUUGUGAUAGUUGGCUAAAAAACUGCUAAUUUAAUAUAAAUACUAAUUAAUGCGUAGAAGAUUGUACAUCAGCUGAUAUUUCAUAUAUCACACAUAAUUAAUGUGAUUCAUACUAUGACAACAAAAGUUGUACUGUCAAGCUUGAUAUAAUUUAAUGUGUGUACCUUCCUGUUUCAUGUAAUUUAGCUAAGAAGACAUAAUGUUAUAUUGAUAGAGUGGGAAAUUAAUGUUACUUUGAUUUAACAUCAAAUAAAUGCAUUAUUUUGACUUGUACAAAUUUAUCAGCAUCUUUUAUCACUCAUAAAAGUUGUAAUGAAAAAAAAUAAGAUUGCACAGUAAAUACCACUUUGAAUGGAUGUUAAUAAUUGAAUGAUUGCAGCAGUUAUUUAAUUCAAGAAUAAUGCUAAAUCGAUUCAAAUAAAACUGAAUGCGAAUGGAUUUUAAGUCAAAAUAAAUGUAUUGAUAAUUAUCAUUAAAUCACCGUACUAUUAAGGAAUGUUCAACAGCCUAAUUGAUCACAUUUUCAGCAUUUAGUUGUCAUCAGUAUUUUGGUGAUACAUGUACUGUCAAUUCAAAUUUAGAUGGAUGCAAUAUUGGUUAAUUGUCAUGUAAGGACUACACGUAUCAAUAAUGCAUCAGUUCUGGGUAAAUGAACUUAAAAAGAGUUAGUUGUUUCUGGAAUGAGGAGAAAAAUAAUUGUUAAGAAAAAAUAUGUGAGAAUGCACCUUCUAAUGCCUAAACUCAUUCAGAAUGUUCAAUAUUCCUUUCCACCUGUUAAAAAGGUGGUUGUCGUAUUAAAGGAUGUUUUGAUUAUAAUUAUGCUAUAGAUUCAGCUUGUGCAUCUAUAUUUGAAGAUAAGAGGUGUACAACAAAUGGAUAUUAAUGUAUUUUAAGAAUGGCCUGUGAAGAUGUCAAAAUGAUUGAUGGAUGCACAUAUGAUAUUCAUUUAAAUCCUUGUGUUUGGAUUGAUGAAAAGUGCUAUACGAAGACCUGCUCUACUGCAUAAGUUUCCCUUAAUAAAUAUGAAGAGUGUAAUGCUUACCUGCCAUACUGCACAGUUAAACAAGAAGGAGGAUGCACAAGAAAAUAGAGUUGCUCGGAUUACUAUAUUAAAGAGGCUUGUUAGACAGAUAGUGAAAAUUAAGAAUGUAUUUGGGAUAAUAGUGUAAAGAAAUGUUUCUCUAAUUAAUGCAUCGGUUACUGUGGAGAUGGCAUUGUUUCAAAUAAGGAUGAAUAAUGUGAUGAUGGUAAUUAUUUACCGUAUGACGGUUGUUAUAAAUGCUUAGUAUAAUGCCCAAUUGGUUGUAAUAUUUGUAAUGGUUAACAGUGUAAAGAAUGUUAGAAGAUAGGAUGGUAUUUGAUAGAAAGCGUAUGUACCUCAAAAUGUGGUGAUGGACAUGCAGUAGAUAAUGAAUAAUGCGAUGAUGGAAACAACAUUUAAUUUGAUGGUUGUUAUGAAUGUUCUUAUUCAUGCCACGAGAAGUGCUUAAAUUGUUUUCAAGGGCAAUGCUUAGAAUGUGAAAAAGGAUUUCUUGAAAAUGGACCAUUCUGUCAUCAUAUUUGCGGAGAUGGAUAUGUAGUAAAUUAAUUAGAAUAAUGUGAUGAUGGAAACCUUAACAAUCAUGAUGGAUGUAACAAUACUUGCUAAGUUGAAUAGAAUUGGAAAUGCUAAACAGAUAAUUUUAUAAGUUUUUGCUACUACGUCAUUUUACCUAAAAUUACACUGACCAAAUUAUCUAAAAAAGAUGUAAAUAUUUAAGAAAUCAAAUUAUCAUUCUCAGAACCAGUACGUUUGAAUGAAAAAGCAAUUAGUGAGGAAUAAUUUCUUUAGUUGAUUGUUAUUGAAAUAAUAAAUGCCAAGAAUAAUUAAUAUGACUUUGAAACCAAACCCAUGAUCCCAAUUAAUACUGAAUUGGCUGAUGUAGCCUAUAAAAUAAUAGUCUAUUUUAAAACUAAUGUUAAAAACCCUGUUCUAAAAGUUGCAGUAAAUAGUGAUAACAUUGUAAAUUUAUAAGAAAACUCCUUAUUCUCAAAAGAAGCAAAACUAGAAUUAAAAUCUUCUUACAAGAUCUCAACUGAUCAAUAGUCACUUAUGUUUAAGACUUCCAUGUUUAGUAGGAUUGUUUUGUAUUUAAUAUUUGUUACAAGUGGAAUUUCUUGUUUAUUUGGUAAUUUAGAAAUUUUAUGGAAUCUCCUUGAUAUGCUUUAAUAAUUAUCAUAUAUGAAGUUUCAUAAUCUUCAAUUUCCUGAUAACUUACAAGACUAUUUUGAAAUUUUUUCUAUAGGCUCUUUUACUCCAAUCAUUGAUAAAUUAUAAAUAGAUCUGUAUUUAUAAAAUAUAUUCAAUUUUUAAGCUCCAGUUAUAAAAGCAAAAUGGAAAUUUGAAUACUAUUAAAUAAAUUGUUACUUUUUGUAAACCUUUGAAACACUUCUAAUAAUGAUUCUGCUGGGAUUUACUUAUUUUAUCCUCUCAUAUUUACUUUAUAAAUUACUUAUUUUUAGCAAGUAUAACAAUUGGCCAGCAAUCUUUUAAUAAGAUCAUCCAAACUCUUCCUUCAAAGUGGUUAAAUUUAUUUUUUCCAUUUAGCGGUAUGCAAGAAAAUAUUAUUAAUAUUUUAUUUACUCUGGAUUAAUCAGAAUUUUUACAUCUAACUUUUACGAAUUGACAUUUGCAGCUAUUUUGUAAUUAGUAAAUAUUGAUACGAAGACUACUUUAAAUACAAUUAUAUUCUUUUUAGCUCUAAUUACAUUGAUAUUUAAUAUAACUUUAUUAAUCAACUUUUUUAUUUAUUUAAGCUACAAAACUAAAGUAGCCAAAACUUUAAAAGUUUUAGUGGAGGGAAUAAAAAACAAAGAAAAUUAAGGACAAAAAUAAUAUUUUACAAUAUUAUUGAUAAAAAAAACCUUAUUCAUUACAAAUUUAGUUUUAUUUUAAGGUCUUGCAGGAGCAUAGAGCAUAAUUACUGCUUGCCUAUCUGGAAUAUUCUCCUAUUAUGUUUUUCUAUAAAAACCUUUUGAGAACAAUUUUGAAAAUAUCAAAAUUUAUAUUACAGAAAUACUGAUUAUGCUUAAUGUUAUAAUCUUUUCUUUAUAUGAAAUGUUGAAUUUAAAUCAAGACUAAGAAUCAGCUCAAGUAUUAGGUUGGAUUAAUAUAGGUGGUUUCACCUUGAUUCUUAUUUUAACUUUAGCAAUUGAUAUCUAUCAAUAAUUGUUAAAAUGUUUGAAGUUGCUAAAAGGGAAGAGUUGCUUUAGAAUUAAUAGAAAAAAAUAAUUAAAAUCAAGGAUCCUAUUUUUUUGA
Molecule: messenger RNA, 9012 nt
Organism: Paramecium pentaurelia
Lineage: Eukaryota; Ciliophora; Oligohymenophorea; Peniculida; Parameciidae
Source: the annotation of a GenBank genome assembly